Molecule: messenger RNA, 3339 nt
Organism: Plasmodium malariae
Lineage: Eukaryota; Apicomplexa; Aconoidasida; Haemosporida; Plasmodiidae
Product: tetQ family GTPase, putative
Exons: 1
Coding region: 1-3339 (1112 amino acids)
Biological process (GO): ribosome disassembly; mitochondrial translation
Cellular component (GO): mitochondrion
Molecular function (GO): GTPase activity; GTP binding
Source: RefSeq, a predicted model, not a curated record
AUGUUAAAAAAAAUAUUAACUGUUCAUAAUAUUUGUGCAAAAUAUAGGAAAAGGUUUUUUUGCCAUGAAUUAGUAAACUUAGGAAUUCUUGCACAUAUUGAUGCAGGAAAAACAACAAUAUCAGAAGAUAUUUUAUAUAAUGCCAAUGAAAUAAGGGUAAAAGGAAACAUAAAUGACCAGAACACUCAGUUGGAUUUUUUAAAACAAGAAAGAGAAAGGGGAAUAACAAUUAAAACAGCUUAUUCAUGUUUUAAAUGGAAUGAAGUGCACGUAAAUUUAAUUGAUACCCCAGGGCAUGUUGAUUUUAGCAAUGAAACUUUCUUAUCUUUGUGUGUAUCUGAUAAAUGUGUCAUUGUUGUGGAUGCAAAGGAAGGAUUACAAAUUCAAACAAUAAAUAUUUUUCGUUAUAUAAAAGAAAAUAUUCCUAUAUAUUUUUUUUUAAAUAAAAUGGAUAUACACGAAGCAGACAUUGAGUAUAAUUGUACAAGUAUCAAAAAUAAUUUAAGUAAAAAAAGUUUGCUCAUAACAUAUCCAAUUUAUGAAAAUAAAAAAUUAAAAUAUAUAUUAGAUCUGCCAUCUAUGUUGUUAUAUUCGUAUCCCCAAGUUAAAUAUGGUCAAAAGAUAAUUUUUAAAAAAAUACCCCUAGGGCCAGUUUUAAAAGCUUCCAAAUUUGAAAAUGUACAUAAUCAUUUUGAUUCAAUUGAAUUUUGUAAUGAUAAUAUAAUACCAUCAGGAGAAGAUGAACAAACAAGAAAUUUUAAAAUUUUGAAUAUUCUGAAUUAUAACAUAGUUGAUUAUGUUGUAAAGAAAAGAGAAGAAAUCGUGGAAGUUUUAUGUGAUUUAGACCCUGAGCUAGAGUAUAAAUAUUUAAAUAAUAUUAAAAUAAAUUAUGACAAUGUUAAGAAAUCCUUGAUUAAAUGUAUAAAUAUGAAGCAUAUUUUCCCUAUUUUUUCGGGGAGUGCCCUCAACUCAUGCGGGGUGCAUCUUCUCCUUGACUAUGUUACAUAUACCGAUGCCAGUUAUAAUUACCCUUACAAUAGCACCCAAAGGAAGGGCAAAGAGCACGAUAAUAUGAGUUUGUGUGCACCCAAAUGGAGUGAUAAAACCGGUAUGUGUUUGUUAAGUAACAAGGAAAGAAAUAUCGUUGGCGGCAUUAAUGGCAGUGGUAGCAGUAGCAGUGGUAGCAGUAGCAGUGGUAGCAGUAUCAGUGGUAGGAGCGAAGUGAAGGCUGGAGGAAGCGACCAAUCCCGCGGAACAGCGAACACUCCUAAUGCAAUUUCUUCCCGGUUAAUCAUGUCAAUGAAAAAUAGCUUACUUAAUAAAAAAUAUGAACCUGGGCAUUUUUUUAAAACGAUUAUAUUUAUAUUUAAGUUAGUAAAGGAAAAAAAUGGAUAUAACACAUUUUGUAAAGUGCUUAAAGGAAAAAUCACGAAAAAUUCGAAUCUUCUUAAUAUUAGGAAUAAUAAAAAUGAAAUAGUUAAAAAUAUAUAUAAAGUAAAAGCAGACAGAUAUGUAAUGACGAAAGAGUUAAAGACGAACGAUAUAGGAAUGAUCAGGGGAUUUCAAAACAUACUAGUUUGUGAUAUCAUAUGUGAAACGGAAGAACAAAAAGGGGAUGUUCAGGAGAAGCUAUGUAAUAAGGGGCUUAUUGAUUAUGUGUCCCAAAGAGAAGAAAACAAAAGAAUGAUCAAAGACAACAAAAGUAGAGAACUCAUAAUGGAUAAUGAGUACGACGAUGGUGGAAAGAUAAAGGUACCCCAUGAUGAUGUAUACUCCUUCAAUGAUAUAUAUAAAUUAAUGAAAGGAGAAAUAAAGAAUAAAGAAUUAUGGUAUUUUUUAAAAAGUUACAAAAAAAGAAUAAGAAAAAAUAUCGUUGUUUGUACAUGUGCAAUAGAGCCAAGGGAUUGUAGGAAAGAAAAAGAGUUGAAGAAAAUUCUAAAUAAUAUAUGCUUAGAAGAUAAUAGUAUAAUUUCCUACACAGACAAAAAUAAUAAAUUAAUUAUUGGCUCAAUUGGUAUUCUAAAUAUUGAAGUUACCCUAGAUAAGAUCAGGUGUGAUUAUAAUAUUGACAUUCGGACGGAGGAUGUUGAAAUCAUCCAGAAGGAAUAUAUUAUAGGCAAUUAUGAAGAUACUAUUAAAAAACAGAUGAAAGUUAACUCGAACUUUUCUAGUAUCACGAUCGGUUUGAGUAUUAAGGAAAAGGAAUUCGUAGACAUCUCCAAGUAUAUUCAAAGUAUCUUGAAGUAUGACAGUACAUAUUAUUCUACAUCCUCUAAAAUACUGAAAGGGGAAAUGGAAGGGGAAACGGGGGGAGUAGAAGAAGACGAAGCAGACGAAGUAAAUGAUGAGGAAGAUGUAACGUUUCUGAAAAACGAAGAUAUUAGCAGCUCCUCCUUAAGAAGAAAGAGUUCCACAUUGCAUAAGUACAAUUUUGGCGCUGAAAGGAAAAUUAGUAACUAUUUUAAAGGUACAAUCAACGAAAUGAACCAUUUCAAAAGAAAAGUACAAAUUAAUAGUAACUGUCAUACAAAUGAACAGAUGGAAAACCUAAAAAAGGAGCUUACUGUAGGGGAAAUAUUUCAUUCGAGUUAUGCAGGAGAUCGAACUGGUAAGGCUAAUUCGCUUAAGAUGGAUGAAUAUAACCAUUGGUGUGAAAAAAGAGCAUGGGAGGAAGAAAUGGAACGGAUUAAGGAACCAAAUGAGGGGGGAUAUGAUGAAGUAAGAUGUGAAAAGGUAGAACAUGAUGAAGUUAAUGAUGGAAACAUAGACGAGUACCUUCAAAACCUUAACUACGAAGACUUAUUCCGAAGUACGGUAAGUGUUGAUAAAAAUGUAGAGUUAUAUAUUAACGAAUUAAAGGAAAAAAAAAAAAAAAAAAAAAAUUUUUAUAAUGAGAUUUUACGUAAUUGUAUUAUUUCAUUAAAAAAUUGUUUAAGUAAUGGUUACAAAACGAAUGGAAAUAUUAUUAAUACAGAAAUUAAAAUAACAAAAUUAGAAAUACCAGAAGACUGUACCAUAGCAGUAGCUAAAUAUGCAUGCAAUGAUUUGUAUUAUAAGAUGAUUAGGAAAGCAAAUGUAUGUAUAGCAAGUCCUUUAUCACUGCUGCAAAUACAUACAGACGAAUCUUAUGUUGGCAUUAUAGUAAAGGAUUUGAUUCAAUAUAGAAAUGGAUCUAUUAUUCAAAUCAUGGAAAAUACAGAGCAACAAGGUUUUAAAAUUAUGAAAAUUAUUGCCAUUAUUCCUGUUAAGUUUACGAAUAAUUAUGCUUCUAUACUGAGGUCUAUUUCGAGUGGCCAUGCGAACUUUUUCAUGACCUUUUGUGGCUACAAAAAAGAUUAG